AUGCCGUCAAACGAAGGGACAAAGCAGGAAUUCAGUCCCCAGUAUGUUGACUUGGUCAUCGUCGGGGCUGGACCGGCCGGCCUCAUGAUGGCCAUGUGGGCUGCGAAAUGUGGAAUCAAGACGAAAAUCGUAGACAAAAGAGGCACAAAGAUUUUUAAUGGCCAGGCCGACGGACUUCAAUGUCGAACCCUGGAAAUCUUCGACUCAUUUGGCUUCGGUCAUCGCGCGUGGAUAGAAUCAAACCAUAUGCUUGAAAUUUGUCUCUGGAACCCCGAUAAGGACGGAAUCAUUCGAAGAAGUGACCGCAUCCCGGAUACGAUCCCUGGUAUCAGUCGUUUUCAGCAGGUCGUGCUACACCAAGGUCGGAUCGAGCGUUUUUUCCUUGACACCAUUGAGUCCUGUAGCGACAUUCGAGUGGAACGCGGUGUGAUGCCAUCCAAAAUGGAACUCGAUGAAUCACUCUUCGAGGAUAACGAAGCUUAUCCCAUUUCGAUCAGACUGCGACAUCUCAGUGAGGACGAAGCCACCCCUAAACAAACGGCGACUUCUGCAAAUGGAACUGUCGUGCAAGAUGGACUGUUUCGAAGUAAUCUUGCCCCAGAUGACACCCAAGAACUAUUGAACGGCGCAAAGUUGAACGCCAAAGCCAAUUCUGAAGAAAUCGUCCAUGCAAAAUAUGUGCUGGGCGCAGACGGAGCGCAUUCAUGGGUUCGCGAGCAAUUGGGCUUCAAAUUGGAAGGCGACUCGACAGACUAUAUUUGGGGCGUGCUCGAUAUUGUCCCAAUCACGGAUUUCCCUGACAUCAGGAUGCGGUGCGCGAUUCACUCGGCCAGCGAAGGAAGUGUGAUGGUUAUACCACGCGAGAACAAGCUCGUGAGACUUUACAUUCAGCUCACGAGGACCGAGAAACUAGGCGAGGGAGGAUCGAGAGCAGAUCGAUCAAAGAUCACACCAGAGACGAUAUUACAAUCAGCUCAACGUAUCAUGGCGCCAUACAAGAUCACGUAUCGGAAACUUGACUGGUGGACCGCAUAUCAAAUUGGACAGAGGGUCGGUACACAGUUUUCGUUUGGUGAGAGAGUCUUUCUUGCUGGCGAUGCGGUGCACACACAUAGUCCUAAAGCAGGUCAAGGCAUGAAUGUUAGCAUGCAAGACACGUUCAACCUAGGCUGGAAAAUCGCCAACGUCGUCAAAGGUGUUUCAGACCGAUCCAUCCUUAAAACCUAUCAAAGUGAGCGGCGCAAAAACGCCCAGGAUCUUAUUGACUUUGACCAUCGCUUCUCUCGCCUCUUCUCUGGCAGACCGGCAAAGGAUGUCAUGGACGAAGAAGGUAUUAGUAUGGAAGAGUUCAAAGACGCCUUUGUAAAGGGCAAUCUGUUUGCUAGCGGCAUUGCCGUCGAAUAUGGCGCGAGUAUCCUUGUUGCCAAACCCGGAUCUUCGACCAAGCAAGGUGACGGCACUGAUGUUGCUGUACAUUCUGGCCUUCGAGUGAUCUCGACACCUUCACUCGCUCCCAAAAUCGAAUUGGGAAAGCGGAUCCCAAGUUUCAAAGUGCUCAAUCAGUCGGACGCGCGACCUUCUCACUUACAAGAACUUCUUCGAUCGAAUGGCCGAUGGCGUGUCGUCACUUUUGUCGGCGACAUACGAGAUUCGAACCAAGCCUCCAAAUUGAAGGUACUAGGAGACAAACUUGCAAGUCCAGAUUCGUUUCUACACCGCUUCACGCCACCACCUCCGGCGCGCUACGACGAUGUGUUUGAACUGUUGGUCGUCCACAACACUCCGCGCCGUGAAACUACAAUAUUCGAUUUCCCCCCGGUGUGGCAUCCUUACGACGAAGUCGACGGUUGGGACUACUGGAAGAUCUUUGUAGAUGACGAGUCGUACCACGAGGGCCAUGGGGAGAUUUUCAAGAAUCUGGAGAUUUCUUCUCAAGGCUGCAAUGUCAUCUUACGGCCGGAUCAACACGUGUCGUACGUGGGUCCGAUGGAAGGGUACGAAGAGUUGGAUAAAUUCUUUUCGGCUUUUAUGAUAUCACCAAGGGUGACCACAAAGGCUGGGACAUGA
This is a messenger RNA of Exophiala oligosperma, 2067 nucleotides long. RefSeq lists its product as uncharacterized. The coding region runs from base 1 to 2067 and encodes 688 amino acids. Gene Ontology annotation, molecular function: FAD binding. The transcript has 5 exons. NCBI's taxonomy places the organism in Eukaryota, Fungi, Ascomycota, Eurotiomycetes, Chaetothyriales, Herpotrichiellaceae. The record is from RefSeq and is a predicted model, not a curated record.